AUGGAGACCGUGCUGUUGGAGCACUUCCCCGGGGGGCUGGACUCCUUCUCCUCGCCCCCCUACUUCGACGAGGAGGAUUUUUUCUCCGAGCCUCCUCCGCGGGACGUGCUGGCCGCGGACGGGCUGCUGGAGCCGGACGUGGAUUUCCUCAGCCGGCAGCUGCAGGAGUACUACCGCGACGGCGGCGACCCCGAGGGCGGCUUCCGCUGCCCGGCGCCGGCCGCCGCCUUCCCGCCGUCUCCCGCCUCGCCCGGCUUCGCCUACGAAUGCUGCGGGGCGGCUGGCGCGGCCCUGCUGUCCCCCGGGGUGCGGCUCCAGGCGCUGGGCUCGGCCAAGCGGCGGCGGCGGGUGCGCUCCGAGGCGGAGCUGCAGCAGCUCCGUCAGGCCGCCAACGUGCGGGAGCGGCGGCGGAUGCAGUCCAUCAACGACGCCUUCGAGGGGCUGCGCUCGCACAUCCCCACCCUGCCCUACGAGAAGCGCCUCUCCAAGGUGGACACGCUGCGCCUGGCCAUCGGCUACAUCAACUUCCUCAGCGAGCUAGUGCAGUCCGACCUGCCGCUGCGCAGCGCCAGCAGCGAGAGCCCCAGCCAGCCCAAGAAAAUCAUCAUCUGCCACCGCGGCACAAGAUCUCCCUCUCCGAGCGACCCCGACUACGGACUCCCCCCUCUGGCCGGUCACUCGCUGUCGUGGACUGAUGAAAAGCAGCUCAAGGAACAAAACAUCAUCCGGACAGCCAAAGUGUGGACCCCCGAGGACCCGCGGAAGGUGAACAACAAACCCUCCGUCAACGACAUAGAGAACGAGCCCCCCUUCGACUACGCGGCGUGAGGCGCCGCGCGGGUGGUCCCCGCCCGCUCUGUACAUGCUGUAUGUAGAGACCUAUAUUGUAAAUGUAAUUUAAG
Molecule: messenger RNA, 902 nt
Organism: Zonotrichia leucophrys gambelii
Lineage: Eukaryota; Metazoa; Chordata; Aves; Passeriformes; Passerellidae
Gene: PTF1A
Product: pancreas associated transcription factor 1a
Exons: 2
Coding region: 1-828 (275 amino acids)
Biological process (GO): developmental process; regulation of transcription by RNA polymerase II
Molecular function (GO): RNA polymerase II transcription regulatory region sequence-specific DNA binding; protein dimerization activity; DNA-binding transcription factor activity, RNA polymerase II-specific
Source: RefSeq, a predicted model, not a curated record